GGCAGCUCAGCGGGCAUUUCGUGAGAGAAAGCAGUCACAGCUAUCUGAGCUACAGGCCAGGGUGCAACAAUACGAGCAAGGGGAGAUCGAGCGGAGCAUUACCCUUCAAAACCUCGGAAAGCGUCUCAAAGACGAAAAUGACCUCCUAAGACAGGAAAAUGAACAGCUCAAAGCAGAAAAUGAAAGGCUUAAGGCUCAUCUUGAAGCCUUAAAGUCCGACCUGGAUACAAGUUCUCCCGGAACAGAGCAGUUGUCGGUGAUGAACACCCCAAAUGAAGCUCGUGGAGGAAAAAGAGAUCGUAAUGAUCGAUCACCUCCCUCGAGGCAGCGCCUCAAACGUCUCAAAACUUCAAACAUGAAUGGCCCUCCACCCCUUUGCCAUACCCCUUCUCAGUAUUCUCCUUCGAGCCACAAUCUACCAUCCCCGAUAAUGAUGGACCUAGAUGAAGAUGAGAUGAGACGUUUCACCACUAAACCACUU
This is a messenger RNA of Acaulospora colombiana, 481 nucleotides long. NCBI's taxonomy places the organism in Eukaryota, Fungi, Glomeromycota, Glomeromycetes, Diversisporales, Acaulosporaceae. The record is from the annotation of a GenBank genome assembly.